This is a messenger RNA of Dothidotthia symphoricarpi CBS 119687, 1274 nucleotides long. Its product is annotated as ras-domain-containing protein. Gene Ontology annotation, molecular function: GDP binding; GTPase activity; GTP binding. Gene Ontology annotation, cellular component: plasma membrane. The record is from RefSeq and is a predicted model, not a curated record. Gene Ontology annotation, biological process: signal transduction. The transcript has 5 exons. Lineage: Eukaryota; Fungi; Ascomycota; Dothideomycetes; Pleosporales; Dothidotthiaceae. The coding region runs from base 115 to 798 and encodes 227 amino acids.
AGGCGAUAACUCGGAAUUCACAAAGUCGCGACUGGGAGACGCUUGUGGACACGGGAUUGCUACCAAGUAAACAGUCGACCGAACAAAGGCGCACACGAGGCAGGCGCAGUAGUCAUGGACGCGAGCGAUCGCAUCACCAUUACGGUGUGCGGCGAUGGAGGAUGCGGAAAGAGUUCCAUCACUCUGCGGCUGGUGAGGAGUCAAUGGACGUCGGAAUACGACCCCACAAUAGAGGACUCGUACUCGGUAACACGUACCGUGGACGGCCAUCCCUACUACCUCAUGCUCACUGAUACGGCUGGCCAAGAAGAAUACCGUGGGCUCUGGGCUGCCUCCAAUCUCCGUUCUGACGCCUUCCUCCUCGUCUAUGACAUCACAAGCGCAAACUCUCUCGACGCCCUCGACCACUUCAUGGAGAUGAUCGACAUGGAAGAAGAAGGCCGCAUCGACAACGGGAAGGUCCCACUUGUCAAAAUCGUCGCUGGAAACAAGUGCGAUUUACAAGCCACUCGCGUCAUCAAGGCGCAGACCGGACUGGAGUGGGCAAGAAAGAGGGGGUGUGGUUUCAUGGAGACGAGCGCGAGGGAUAUGGUCAACAUCGAGGAAACAUUUGCAUUGCUCGUGAGACGUGUAGUCGAGGCCCGACGGCUGGCUGCUGGUCAAGGCACUGCGCCUCAACCGUAUCGCACCGCUGCGCUGCCUCCGCAGACCGAAAAAACAAACUUGCCGCAUAGCACAGAUGAGGAAGGUGGCAAUGCGCCCCGGGCUAGUUUUUGGAGCAAGCUCCGAUGUUGGUAACUCACGACACCACCUUCAGAUGGAAUCGAACAAAACGCGUAUGAUGUGUGUAUCGAGCCUCUUAUAGCGAUCGAGCGACACUCGGAUUUUCCUUUGUAACAUCAACUGUAGUCACGCAGAUGGUCGUAUGACCAUGACCUGCAUGUUUGUACUCCAGCAGCGUGGAGUCGACCUGCGCUUUUUUUCCUUUUGCGGCUUUGGAUACCCUUUGGGAUUUGUGUUUAUUGGAAGUUCAAGUAGGACAUGGCUUGGGUCAUGGAGGGUGUAUGAUACCGCUUUGGCAAUAUGUCAUGGGGCUAGACGGAUCGAGAGCAAUCCAUCAGACGUGGAAUCUUUGUAUAUUACCUCAGCAUCGACAACACAGGCAUGUUGUUAGUCGUUCAUAACGAUGCUCAUGCACACAGCUCCUAGUGAAGCCCAAUCGUCAACAUGGGUAGUAUUGUGAGAAGUUGAGAAGAAUGUCCUGCAGCAAUACA